AUGAAGCUGUACAGUGACCUGCACUGGUUUAUAUCCUUGCUCUUGUGUUUUUUCACCUGGAGAUUUGUCUCAUUGACUGUUGCAUUGUGGGAUUUGGGGAAUUUAAAGUUGAAGUUACAUUCAUUUGAGUCGCAUAAAGAUGAAAUAUUCCAGGUUCAAUGGUCCCCACAUAAUGAGACAAUUCUAGCCUCCAGUGGAACAGAUAGAAGGCUCCAUGUAUGGGAUCUUAGUAAAAUGGGAGAAGAGCAGUCAGCAGAGGAUGCUGAAGAUGGACCACCAGAAUUAUUGUUUAUACACAGAGGACAUACAGCAAAGAUCUCAGACUUCUCUUGGAACCCAAAUGAAACCUGGGUAUUAUGUUCAGUAUCAGAAGAUAACAUCAUGCAGGUCUGGCAAAUGGCUGAGAAUAUCUACAAUGAUGUAGAGCCUGAUACUCCAGCAACAGAAUUAGAGGCUACUGCAUCAUAAUGUAUGCGACUUCAGAAUCAUUAAACAUUAUAACAUACUGACUUUAGAUAGCAGUGCUGAUAAAUUAUUCAUGUAAAUCUUGUCAUUAAAAAUACAUUUUAAA
Mytilus californianus (California mussel) is the source of this 571-nucleotide messenger RNA. RefSeq names its product histone-binding protein RBBP7-like. Gene Ontology annotation, molecular function: histone binding. The transcript is spliced from 6 exons. The coding region runs from base 1 to 468 and encodes 155 amino acids. Lineage: Eukaryota; Metazoa; Mollusca; Bivalvia; Mytilida; Mytilidae. The record is from RefSeq and is a predicted model, not a curated record. Gene Ontology annotation, biological process: regulation of gene expression. Gene Ontology annotation, cellular component: NuRD complex; ESC/E(Z) complex; nucleus.